CUCAUCUCAUCCAAGACGACAUUUUUAUACAAGCUCGAAACCAAACUUCAAAAAUCUCCAAAACGCCAUAAAUCUGCCCGUGGAAGGUGAGGGGUGGAUUGCACAUUAACUGUUGCCACUGCGGGGGGUAGGGUGGAAGUCGCUUUUUGAUUUGGAUUUGAGUUCUUUUUUUUUGCCGUUUUCAACUUGCAAAAUCCAAAAAGGAAAAAAGAAAAUUCCCAAUUUUUAAGUUCCAGAGGAGGGAAGGAAUAGGAUUAAGGAAGGAGGAGUCGGCUCGGGUGAGUGGAUUUUGAUUUGUUCCUGUUCAGGGAAGAAGCAGUGGAUUCUACAGACAAUUCACGUAGAUUUGUGGGUAAGCAGCAGCAGCUUUCGUAUCCAAGCAAAUGUCAGCUUGAACUGGAAGUCAGGUUGUUUUCUUCUACACUCCGAUCUGAUAUCAAGAAGAUGAUGAUAGUGUUGUAAUGUCCUUACAUUGAAAGGAAAGGGAGGACAUUAUGUUGUGGGUUUUCGAGAUCUGGUGUUGGAGGGUCUCAGAGUCUUCAAGGGGAGACGGAAUAUGUAUGAAUGAAACAGCGAUUUGAACACGAAGAAGAAGAAGAAGAAAGAAGAAGGGGAAACUACGGUUGCUGUUGCUACUACUAGGGUUUGGUCACCAUUUGCUCUGCAGCCCGACGGAUUCCGAUUCCGACUACAGGAUUUGUUCUCCAUGACGACCACUAAACGUGCUUAUAAGCUACAGGAAUUUGUGGCUCAUUCAUCGAGUGUCAAUUGCCUGAAGAUUGGAAGGAAGUCAUCAAGGGUUCUCGUUACCGGAGGAGAAGAUCAUUUGGUGAAUCUUUGGGCCAUUGGCAAACCCAACGCCAUACUGACUUUAUCUGGUCAUUCAAGUGGAAUUGACUCAGUUAGCUUCGACUCUUCUGAAGUGUUGGUAGCAGCAGGUGCAGCAAGUGGUACCAUAAAGCUUUGGGAUUUAGAGGAGGCAAAGAUUGUUCGCACACUAACUGGUCACCGCUCCAAUUGCAUAUCCUUGGAUUUCCAUCCCUUUGGGGAGUUCUUUGCCUCUGGUUCUUUGGAUACAAACCUAAAGAUAUGGGAUAUUAGGCGAAAAGGGUGUAUUCACACAUACAAGGGUCACACUCGAGGGGUCAAUGCAAUUAGAUUUACCCCGGAUGGCCGUUGGGUUGUAUCUGGUGGAGAGGACAACAGUGUAAAGCUUUGGGAUCUGACUGCUGGGAAGUUGUUGCAUGAUUUCAAGUGUCAUGAAGGCCAGAUUCAGUGCAUAGAUUUUCAUCCACAUGAGUUUCUGCUGGCUACAGGUUCAGCUGAUAGAACUGUCAAAUUCUGGGACCUUGAAACUUUUGAGCUCAUAGGGUCAUCUGGACCUGAGACAGCAGGUGUACGCUGUAUGACCUUUAAUCCUGAUGGGAGAACCCUUCUUUGUGGUUUGCAUGAAAGUCUGAAGGUAUACUCUUGGGAACCAAUAAGAUGUCAUGAUACUGUGGAUGUGGGAUGGUCUCGAUUGUCAGAUCUUAACAUUCACGAGGGAAAGCUUCUCGGUUGCUCAUAUAAUCAAAGUUGUGUUGGAGUAUGGGUUGUAGACAUAUCGCGUGUGGAACCCUAUGCAAUUGGUAAUACAACUCGAUUAAAUGGUCAUCAAGAACUGAAAUCUAAUUCAAGUGGGAAUAUGCCAAUAUUGACUGAAAACAAUACAAAGGUUAGUUUGGGGAGAUUAUCCAUAUCACAAAAUUCUGAUGCCGUAGCCAAAGAAACAAAAUCUCUGGGAAGACUUUCCGUCUUGCAAAACUCAGAUCCUGUCACCAAGGAGUCGAAAUCUUUCACAUCCACAGGAAAUAUACCUGGCACUCCUCAAAGGGUCAUUUCAAAUACUGGUCCAAAAACAACUUCCAUUAAUUCUGUCUCAGUUCCUGGUGCAACGGCUCUGAAGAGGAACUCAACAAAGGUUCAUUCAACAUCCAAUACUUCUUUCUUCAACAGAUCUGAUGUGAUACCUGUAGUUGUCCCCCGAAAUAAUGGGAGGCUGGAGCAGGCUGCUGAAUCCAGAAAAGAAGGUGUUAGUGAAAGAACAAUGCCAUUGUCUUUGCAGUCUAAAACAUCAGACUUCCCUAAGUUUCUAAAUGUUAGAAAUGAUGUGGAGACUCCAGUUGCCACUCUUCAUUCUGAAGGUGAUGGUUUUAAGGCUUCUGAGUCAGAUGUAGUGGCAGAUAGGAAUGUCAUUCCCGUUGUAAUUCCUGAAGCUGACACAAAUUUAAAGGAGGACAGAUAUAUUGUCUCAGGAAGACACAGAAGGAAUCUAUUGCCAGAGCCACUUGCCAGUUACCAGCAUGAUAGUUAUGAAACUCGUGUGCAUAAAGGAAAUAGAGAUGUAUGCUCUACGGAAGGACAAAAAGGAGGAAAGACACGCUCACUUGUAGCUAACUGGGAGAAGAGGGACAGAUAUCAUGAGGCACCUGUUUCCAGCAAUUUACCUGGGACAGUGCCGGUUGUUAGCACACUCCAGUCUAAUGUGCCUUCAGAGGGACUGGUUGGGACUCUUCCACAGAACGGGGUGGACAGCCUGGAGAGAGGGCAUCUCUCUCCUGAAAAAGAAAAAGUGCCUGCUAGUGAAGAUGAUGUAAUUGCGGAUAUAGUGGAACAACAUGGUCACUUUGUUGGCUCAAUGCAGUCUCGUCUAGCCAAAUUACAGAUGGUCCACAAAUACUGGGAAAGGCUUGAUGUUAGAGGGGCCAUUGGUGCUAUGGAGAAGAUGGCUGAUCAUGCUGUCCUUGCAGAUGUGGUAAGCUUUUUGAUGGAAAAACCUGAUGUUAUCACAUUGGAUAUUUGCUCCUCUCUCCUGCCACUCCUCACAGGCCUUCUUGAUAGCAACAUGGAUAGGCAUCAAGGUCUUUCCCUGGAGAUGCUUCUCAAGCUUGUCAGAGUAUUUGGUCCAGUUAUCUAUUCAGCCAUGUCAGCAUCGUCUUCUGUCGGGGUGGAUAUUGAGGCAGAGCAAAGGCUCGAGCGGUGUAAUCUAUGUUUUAUCGAGCUUGAAAAGGUUAAACACUCGCUUCCUGUUCUUACCAGAAGAGGAGGGUCCAUUGCAAAGUGUGCUCAGGAGCUGCAUCUUGCACUUCAAGAAGUUUCAUGAGCUUUUUAGGGCGAAAAGUAACAUGCGGGAAGAAUUCUCGGCCAUAGAGGAACUGAUGUUUAUGUUGCUUUGUGAUAGUAGCCAUUCAAGAACUCUGAUUCCUUGAGAUUGGGAGCUGCAUUAUUGUUCUCUUGGUUGGCCUUGCCUCGGCUUCUGAUCUCCUUCAUGUGCGUUUUAAACUGAAACAUUGAGGCGAGGAAUGGACAGCCCCCUCUGCAACUGUCUGUUGCUGCACGGUUUUGGCAACGGUCGAAUGCCUGGUCGUUACCACCAUGAAUGAUAAUACUUGAUUGAUGAUACCUUCCUUUUCAUCAUUUUCUGACCUGAAUCUGAUCAAUACGUGGCCCAUAAAGUUGUUGUACUGUGACUUGUGAGCUUGUGUAUCUACUUUGAUCAUUCUAUAUUAAUACAAAAUGGGUCUUCACCUA
This is a messenger RNA of Diospyros lotus (date-plum), 3570 nucleotides long. Its product is annotated as katanin p80 WD40 repeat-containing subunit B1 homolog KTN80.4. Gene Ontology annotation, cellular component: katanin complex. Gene Ontology annotation, molecular function: microtubule binding. The transcript is spliced from 21 exons. The record is from RefSeq and is a predicted model, not a curated record. The coding region runs from base 707 to 3142 and encodes 811 amino acids. NCBI's taxonomy places the organism in Eukaryota, Viridiplantae, Streptophyta, Magnoliopsida, Ericales, Ebenaceae. Gene Ontology annotation, biological process: microtubule severing; microtubule depolymerization.